GGCUUACUCAAUCUUUCACAUAAAAGCUUUUUUCUUUUUUAAUAAAUAAAUAAAGUUAAAGAACUCUUCUCAAGAAUAAUUUAAGUUGACAACUUACAAUUUUUUUUUCUUAUUUCGUUAACAAAAGAAAAUAAUAAAAAAAAAAAAAUAAUAAUUUCAGUAAAUAUAUUUUAUAAAAGAAGAAUAAUUUUUUUUUUAUUCAGUAGUCAUGUCCGAAAAUUGGGGUAAAGUCCAGCAACCAAACUUUCUCCCGGAUACUUCGUGGGAAAGCUCCGUGAGUAAGCCAAAUAAUAUACGGUCGGAAAACUGGGAAAGACCACCGUCUGCUGGAAAUUGGGGUACUGAAAGACCAUCAGCUUCCUCUCCCUCUGAAAAUAAUUUGAGCGCCAGAAAAGCCGCUCAAGGUUCAUGGGGACCAAACAAAUCAGAAAAUUCGUGGGUUAUGAGGAAUGAAAAUGUUCAAGUUGAUCAAUCAUCUUGGAAAAGGAAUGAAGAACCUCCAAUAUCAACAACAUCAUAUAAUAAUGUUAAACGUGAGAAUGACGAGGAGAAAUUGGAUAGUCUUGCAAUGCAGGUUGGUAUCGAACAAUCAUUUGAAUCUUAUAAUGAAAGGCAGAAUAUUGUACUUGAUGAAGAUGAUUAUGACCCUAGUUAUCGGAGUUUUCCAACUUCGAGUAAACCACAACUAGGUAAACCAAUCACACCCUUUGAUGAUGAAAUACAAUAUAAUAGUACGUCAGGAUAUGUAUAAUGUUAAAAGUCAUGUCGAACCAUUAAUAACAUCAUCAAUUUCCACAUUUCAAGAAUUACGCAAGGAGUUCCGUAAUGCAGCAGUUCAAACUGAACCAAUUGAUUUAGCUGCUAUCAGUGCAUCAAAUGAAAAAUUAUUAUCUUGUACGAUCAGUUCACAAAUUAAAAAAGGAUAUCAGCAGAC
Molecule: messenger RNA, 934 nt
Organism: Rhizophagus irregularis DAOM 181602=DAOM 197198
Lineage: Eukaryota; Fungi; Glomeromycota; Glomeromycetes; Glomerales; Glomeraceae
Source: RefSeq, a predicted model, not a curated record